Dreissena polymorpha is the source of this 890-nucleotide messenger RNA. RefSeq lists its product as uncharacterized. Bases 224 to 802 code for a protein of 192 amino acids. The record is from RefSeq and is a predicted model, not a curated record. The transcript is spliced from 5 exons. NCBI's taxonomy places the organism in Eukaryota, Metazoa, Mollusca, Bivalvia, Myida, Dreissenidae.
UGUAGUGAACAAAGCGUGUCAAUCUAAUAAUGGUCGCGGUGACUGCAGUGCUGUGUGCCUUCCCAAGGGUAGUACAGAGAGGACGUGCAAGUGCAAUACGGGUGAAAAUCUGCAGGAGGAUGGGCGCACGUGUAGCAAUGCAACGACAACACUCACGACAACAACACAAUCGACAACACCGACGACAGAAACAAAACCGACAACAACGAUAACAAAACUCUGCAUGACCAGCGCAAACGCCAUCCCUAACGGUUCACUCAACACAAGCUGCGUCAACCCGAAGGCUGGCCACACGUGCAGUUUCAGUUGUCAUCCGGAAUACACGCAAAUGAACACGACCGUCACGUGUGACAAUGACGCCAAGUGGGACCCCGCUUAUCCGUGUCAAGAUAUUCUAGGUGGCACAGGUUCCCAGGUUGCCUCAGCCGGAGGGUCUUCGGGGACAAAGAUUGGAAUGGGAUUGGGAAGUGCGAUUGCGUUGGUCGUCGUCAUAGCAGGCGCAAUAGCGUUGUUUGUAUUCAUAAAGAGACGAAGGUCUACGGAGGGCUCGUAUUCGAAUGCAUCUUUCCAUAGAGAAGAUGAGAACAUUUCGAUUGAAAACCCUGGCUACAUGACCACAGGGUUUGCUCAAAUGAAUGACCAUGGCAUUGACCCUGCACAAAUGGAUCGUAUGACGUUCGAUCAGUUGCCGACAGUUUUGGUGAAGCAGGACGAGGACGGGUUUGUGAACCAUCUAUAUGGGGCCAACGCUCAACCAGGCGACGACAUACGUCAGCAACCAAAGAAUGAAGAACCUUUCUAAGCAAUCUCGCAUAUUGCUUACGACAAUACCACUCUCACAUAGGCCUGGUGACACACAACAAUUGUUUCAUUUUGUUUUACUUAUUUGA